Messenger RNA from Melospiza melodia melodia, 865 nucleotides. RefSeq names its product iron-sulfur cluster assembly 2 (gene ISCA2). Gene Ontology annotation, biological process: iron-sulfur cluster assembly. NCBI's taxonomy places the organism in Eukaryota, Metazoa, Chordata, Aves, Passeriformes, Passerellidae. Gene Ontology annotation, molecular function: 2 iron, 2 sulfur cluster binding; 4 iron, 4 sulfur cluster binding; iron ion binding. The coding region runs from base 1 to 546 and encodes 181 amino acids. The transcript has 4 exons. Gene Ontology annotation, cellular component: mitochondrion. The record is from RefSeq and is a predicted model, not a curated record.
AUGGCGGCGGGGCGGGGCUGGGCCGGCAUGGCGGCGCCGGCGGCGCUGCGGAGGUGGUGGAUGUUGGCGCUGGGCGGCCGGACGAGCCGCUGCUCCGCUCCGCCGUGCCCAGGCCGAGCGCUGCCGAGGCCCCCGGGCGGCCCUGCCCGCCCCGCUGGCUCCCUGCUGCGCUGGGCUUCGUCCUUCUCCGAGCCGGGCCCGACGGAGAGCGGCCCCAGCGAAGGACAGAUCUUCCUCAGCGAGAGCUGCGUGAAGAGGCUGCUGGAGAUUGCAGAAGGAUCAGAGUUUCUCAGGCUGCAGGUUGAAGGAGGUGGCUGCUCUGGCUUCCAGUACAAGUUUUCCUUGGACACAGUUAUCAAUCCCGAUGACAGGGUGUUUGAACAAGGUGGUGCCCGUGUGGUUGUGGAUGUGGACAGCCUGGCCUUUGUGAAAGGAUCCAUGGUGGAUUUCAGCCAAGAGCUGAUCCGAAGCUCCUUCCAGGUGGUGAGCAACCCCCAGGCAGAGAAGGGUUGCUCGUGUGGAACUUCCUUCUCUAUCAAAAUCUGACUGGACUUACCAUGGAUGGACACUGUUUGCAGACACUUUUGGCAGAGGGUUUAUGUUUGUUCUUUUCUCUGCUGCUCCCUCUCAUCUCCCUUACCCUGUGACACAGCUGUUACAGAAUACUGCUGCUGUGUGUGUGUUUGCACUGAGCCUGUCUCCAAGACUUAUUGGCCUUCCCUUCAGAAACAAUGCAGUAACCAUGAGCACGCACACAGGAGCAUCUUCAGCACCUUGUGAUCUGCUGGCCAGGUGGUGCUGACUGGCCAGCCCUGUCCUGAUUGUGGAACUACUUAACUGUCUCUGCAAGAGAAGGCUGUAUAUA